AUCCUCAGUUUUGUACCAUGGAGCCGCUUCAUAUUAAAACACCACUGUUUGAGAGUCAUGCGAUGACUAAACUGGCGGGAUUCCCUGUUUACUUAAAGCUAGAGAACGUACAACCACCAGGAUCCUUCAAGAUUCGAGGAAUUGGCAAUUUGUGUCAGAAGGCCAUGCAAAGAGGAUGCAAUCAUAUGGUUUGUUCAUCAGGUGGCAAUGCUGGGCUUGCAGCAGCAUAUGCAGCUAAAAAACUUAAGAUCCCUUGCACUGUGAUUGUACCAGGAUCAACACCAAUGUUUAUUGUGGAAAGACUGAGGGAAGAAGGAGCUACAGUUGAAAUCUGUGGCAGUUCUUGGGAUGAUGCAGAUGCAAGAACCUUGACACUAGCAGAGCAGCCAGGCUAUGCUUAUAUUCCACCAUUUAAUCACCCUGAUAUCUGGGAGGGUGUGGCCUCUGUCAUUCAUGAAUCAGCUGCACAGCUGCCAGAGAAACCAAGCAUUGUUGUGGUAUCUGUUGGUGGAGGGGGGCUAUUGUCUGGGGUGUUACAAGGUAUGCACAGUGUAGGGUGGACUGAUGUCCCUGUUGUUGCCAUGGAGACCAAGGGAGCAGACAGUUUUAAUGCAUCAGUUCAAGCAGGGAAGCUUGUUACAUUAGAUGCUAUUACAAGCGUUGCAAAGUGUUUAGGUGCAAGAAGAGUAGCAACAAAUGCACUUGAAUGGACUAAGAACCACAAGAUAAUAAGUCAUGUGUGUAGUGACAAGGAAGCUGUCUUAGCAUGCGACAAAUUUGCAGAUGAUCACCGUAUGUUAGUUGAACCAGCUUGUGGCGCGGCCCUGGCGUGUGUGUAUGAAAGACUUUUCAAAGUGUGGCAGGAGCAAGGAAAGCUUGGGGAACUAAAAUCGGCUCUUGUUAUUGUCUGUGGGGGAAAUUUAGUGUCUUUAAAAGCAAUGAAAGAAUGGAAAGACCAACUUGGGCUUAGUUGACAAAGAAGAGUUCUUAUCGUCGUGGAAACCUUGGGAAAACGAGGCGAUUUGGAUUCGUAAUGUACGGGGUUACUCGGAGCUGUAUCGGAUACCAUCGGAGAAACACUCGCUUUUUUAUUCGGAGUCGCUUCGUCAGUUUUCGAGAGCUAUACUUAAUUUUUCCUCUGCCCUGUGUUCUAGUCCAGGUUUAUGAUAUUUCAAUGGGGUUAUAUUCACUGCAGCCCGUAGGUGGGGUGUUAAGAAUGUAGAUAAUGAACUGAGUUUUUAAUGUAUAAAGGCUGAUAGUUUCUAAAGAAACUGGUUGGGGCUGCGUCGGUGGGGGUAACGAAAU
Molecule: messenger RNA, 1305 nt
Organism: Stylophora pistillata
Lineage: Eukaryota; Metazoa; Cnidaria; Anthozoa; Scleractinia; Pocilloporidae
Product: L-serine dehydratase/L-threonine deaminase
Biological process (GO): L-threonine catabolic process; L-serine catabolic process
Molecular function (GO): L-serine ammonia-lyase activity; threonine deaminase activity
Source: RefSeq, a predicted model, not a curated record